Molecule: messenger RNA, 1434 nt
Organism: Aricia agestis (brown argus)
Lineage: Eukaryota; Metazoa; Arthropoda; Insecta; Lepidoptera; Lycaenidae
Gene: Tua3
Product: tubulin alpha chain-like
Exons: 10
Coding region: 85-1431 (448 amino acids)
Biological process (GO): mitotic cell cycle; microtubule cytoskeleton organization
Cellular component (GO): microtubule; cytoplasm
Molecular function (GO): GTP binding; structural constituent of cytoskeleton
Source: RefSeq, a predicted model, not a curated record
GCUUUUGUUAUUAUUUAUUUAUUAUUUUUCGGAUCGUUAAAUCAAAAUUACGUGUAUUUAUCAUCAUACUAUUAAAAUUUAACAAUGAGGGAAUGCAUCUCAGUCCACGUGGGCCAGGCCGGCGUCCAGAUGGGCGAGUGCUGCUGGCAGCUGUACUGCCUCGAGCACGGCAUAGAGCCUGACGGCAUGCUGCGUGGCUCCAGCGACCUGGUCGCGACGGACUCCUGCUUCAACACAUUCUUCUCCGAGGCUGAUAGAGGCAAGAUGGUGCCUAGGGUCAUCAUGGUGGACUUAGAGCCUACGGUUAUAGACGAGGUGCGAAGCGGAGAGUAUCGGCAGCUCUACCAUCCGGAACAGCUGAUAUCGGCGAAGGAGGACGCCGCCAACAACUACGCUCGAGGACAUUACACCACCGGCCGCGAGGUGCUGACUCCAGUCAUGGACAGGAUCAGGAAGCUGGCUGACCAGUGUACGGGGCUACAGGGUUUCUUUGUGUUCCACUCGUUCGGUGGCGGAACGGGGUCGGGCUUCACGUCGCUGCUGAUGGAGAUGCUGUCGGAGGAGUUCACCAAGAAGAGCAAGCUCGAGUUCGUCAUAUACCCCGCACCACAGAUGUCAACGGCAGUGGUAGAACCGUACAACGCGGUGCUGUCGACUCACGCGACGCUGGCGCAUACGGACUGCGCGUUUAUGGUGGACAACGAGGCAAUAUACGACAUCUGCCGACGGAAGCUGUCUAUAGAGAGGCCAUCGUUUGCGAACCUGAAUAGGCUCAUAUCUCAGGUGGUUUCGUCAAUCACGGCGUCUCUCCGCUUCGAUGGAGCUCUGAACGUGGAUCUGACGGAGUUCCAGACUAAUCUGGUGCCCUAUCCGCGUAUACAUUUUCCGCUAGCGGCUUACGCGCCUAUUGUGUCUCCAGACAAGGCUUACCACGAGGGAAUGUCCGUAUCCGAGAUCACGGCGGAGUUGUUCGAGCCCGCCAACCAGAUGGUGAAAUGCGACCCGCGGCAGGGCAAGUACAUGGCGUGCUGCCUCCUCUACCGCGGCGACGUCGUGCCCAAGGACGUGAACGCCGCCAUCGCCAACAUGAAGGCACGCGCUGGCAUACGAUUCGUUGACUGGUGCCCUACGGGGUUUAAGGUGGGUAUAAACUACCAGCCGCCGACGGUGGUGGCGGGCGGGGACCUGGCGCGGGUCCGGCGCGCCGCCUGCAUGCUCAGCAACACCACCGCCGUCGUCGAGGCCUGGGCCAAGCUCAACCACAAGUUCGACCUUAUGUACAUGAAGAGGGCUUUCGUGCACUGGUAUGUCGGUGAGGGUAUGGACGAGGGAGAAUUUGCUGAAGCACGUGAGGAUCUGGCUGUUCUUGAGCAGGACUAUGAUGAAGUGGCUCUCGAGACUGCAGAGCUGGCGCAGGGUCAGGAGCUGUGAUGA